AUGUGCCCCCGCGCCGACGCCGUCCCGGACCCCGAGGCCCAGCGGCCGCCCGCGCCCCCCGGCCCCGCCUGCCGCCCGCUGCCCUGGGCCCUCAGCGUCGCGCUGCUGCUGCUCGCCGGCACCUGCGCCGCCUGCUGGCUCAGCGCCUGGGUCGCGCCCGCGGCCUCCGCGGCGCCCGGCCCCAGCCUCCCCCGCGUCCCCGAGCAGCCGCCCGACGCCCGCGCCCGCCUCCCCGACUCUCCGCAGGCCGUGUUCGCGCAGCUGGUGGCCCAAGAUGUACAGCUGACUGAAGGGCCCCUGCGCUGGUACAGCGACCCAGGCCUGGCAGGGGUGUUCCUGGGGCCCGGCCUGAGCUACGACCAGCACUCGCGGGAGCUGAUGGUGGCAGAGCCUGGCGUCUACUAUGUUUUCUUGCACCUGAAGCUGCAGCGGGUGGUAUCCAGCUUCGGCUCGGGCUCUGUCUCCGUUGCCCUGCACCUGCGGCCCCUGGACGCUGGGGCUGCGGCCUUGGCCCUGACCUUGGACCUGCCGCCUCCAUCCCCCAAAGCCCCGGACUCAGCCUCUGGUUUCCGAAGCAGCCUGCUGCACCUGGGCGCGGGCCAGCGCCUGGGCGUUCACCUGCGCGCAGAGGCGGGGGCACACCUUGCCUGGCAGCUUGCGCAGGGCGCCACGAUCUUGGGCCUCUUCCGAGUGGCCACCAAAGUCCCUGCUGGACUCUCCCUGCCGCCAUGGCCCAUUGACACUGGGCCCGGGUACCCCCCGCCGGACAGAGAAUGAAUGCUGCCUUCUUUCCCCGGGGCUCUUGGUGACGCCCGGCCACUCUACCUCACCCGGCUUGGCAGGGGUCCCCGCUGCUGACCCCCUCCUCGAGGACUCUCCAAUGGGACUCUCUCCCACUCCUGCCUCAAGUCGAACUUUUGGUAUUUAUUCUGAGCCUGAGCUCAACGGUGUACUUUAUAUUAGUCCAUUGUAUUAAUCCAUUCAAUGUAUAUUUAUUGAACAUCUUCUAUAUGCCAGGCCCUGUGCAGGGCUGGAGACAGAGCAGCAAACAACGGGAAAAAACAAAACAAAACAAAAAACAACUAUUUAUGUCAAUAUGUGAGAAAUAAAGACUCAUCCACAGCCCUG
Lynx canadensis (Canada lynx) is the source of this 1128-nucleotide messenger RNA. It is a transcript of the gene TNFSF9, whose product is annotated as TNF superfamily member 9. Gene Ontology annotation, molecular function: tumor necrosis factor receptor binding. NCBI's taxonomy places the organism in Eukaryota, Metazoa, Chordata, Mammalia, Carnivora, Felidae. Bases 1 to 777 code for a protein of 258 amino acids. The transcript is spliced from 3 exons. The record is from RefSeq and is a predicted model, not a curated record. Gene Ontology annotation, cellular component: plasma membrane. Gene Ontology annotation, biological process: positive regulation of cytotoxic T cell differentiation; positive regulation of activated T cell proliferation; immune response.